UAUCUUAGCUACGUCUCUUGCUCACCAACCGGCAUACUGGAUGCCUCAAAACUUGCCUUGUAGUUACUGUAACGUUAGUGAUAUCUGGCGAUAUUGCAGCGCUCAUGAUGUUAUAUUUAAGCAGUCUAUAUGUGGCAGUAACUCUUGCUUUGGUACCAAGUAGUAUUGACGCUUUAAAAGACGGCGAUUGUGAAGUGUGUGUAAGUUUCCUUGGGAGAUUUUAUCAGUCGCUGAAAGACAAUGAUGUGAAGUUCAGCAGUGCAGAGAUUGAGAAGGCUUUCAUCAAAACCUGUAAGGAUGCCAAGGGAAAGGAGAAUAGGCUUUGUUACUACAUAGGAGCAACAAGCGACGCAGCCACUAAAAUCGUCAACGAGGUCUCCAAGCCCCUGAGUCACCAUGUGCCAGUGGUGAAGAUCUGUGAAAAACUCAAGAAGAAAGACAGUCAAAUCUGUGAGCUGAAAUAUGAGAAAGAGUUGGACCUAAGCACGGUGGAAUUGAAAACCCUAAAGGUGAAGGAGUUGAAGAAAAUCCUGGAGCACUGGGAUGAAACGUGUAAAGGCUGCGUGGAGAAGAACGACUUCAUCCGCAAAAUCGAGGAACUCAUGCCUAAAUAUGCUCCGAACGCAGCCAAGGCACGGACAGAAUUCUAACGUAGCUCAUUCUAUUGAAAUCCAGAUCGUUUUGGGAGAAGCUAAACGGUAUUGUGGGCUGAUGUUCACAACGCAGCAUUUUUUCUGAACCCUUACAGUCUGACAGUCUUGCGUAUCUUUGUAAGGAAUAGUCUCCUGAUUUGAAUGAGAGAGAAAGUUUUGCAAAACGUACUUGAUUUUUAUCACGAUGUACCUAUGUACAAACCGUAUGUUUAUCCCAGUUGUUCUAUAAUUUUUCAUUAAAAAACCAUAAAACCCGA
Molecule: messenger RNA, 910 nt
Organism: Clupea harengus (Atlantic herring)
Lineage: Eukaryota; Metazoa; Chordata; Actinopteri; Clupeiformes; Clupeidae
Gene: manf
Product: mesencephalic astrocyte-derived neurotrophic factor
Biological process (GO): neuron projection development; dopaminergic neuron differentiation
Cellular component (GO): endoplasmic reticulum
Molecular function (GO): calcium ion binding
Source: RefSeq, a predicted model, not a curated record